Molecule: messenger RNA, 1642 nt
Organism: Eupeodes corollae
Lineage: Eukaryota; Metazoa; Arthropoda; Insecta; Diptera; Syrphidae
Gene: eIF3j
Product: eukaryotic translation initiation factor 3 subunit J
Exons: 6
Coding region: 148-849 (233 amino acids)
Cellular component (GO): eukaryotic translation initiation factor 3 complex; cytoplasm
Molecular function (GO): translation initiation factor activity
Source: RefSeq, a predicted model, not a curated record
CAUUCAAAAUUUUUCAAUCAAAAAAGAGCCACACGUCUCAUUUUCUCCCUGCAAAGUGCAAAUUGAAUUUUUCAAUUUUUGAAAAAAUUCAUAAAUAAAUUAAAGAAGCAUCAAUUUAAUCGAAUUGAAUCAAAUAAAAAACUAAUCAUGGAUGACGAUUGGGAGUCUCUGGCAGACAAGGAAAUAGUUGUGCCUCCGAAAAUUGCAAAUUUGAACAAAUGGGAAGGCGAAGACGACGACGAGGACGUUAAGGACAGUUGGGAAGAUGAUGAGGAGAAAAAAGAUGAAGAAAAAGAAAAACCAAAACCAGUCCCUAAAAAAACACCCAACAAGGCACAACAAGCUAAACUAAAUGAAAAAGAGCGAUUGAAACGUGAAGAAGAAGAACGAUUGGAAGAAGAACGAUUAGCUAAAUUAACACCCGAAGAAAAACUAGCCGAAAAAUUACGAUUACAACAAAUUGAAAAAGAAAACGACCUUAAAAGUGCAUUAGAAACAUUUGGUAUAUCAACUAGUUUAGAUUCAUUAAAUCCAGAAAGUAAAGAAGAAUUUAAAGAAUUUGCCGAUGCACUUAGUACGCGUGUUUCAUUGUAUAGAUCUUCACAAGAAUUUCCAAAUUUCGUUGAAGAUUUAGUUCGUAGCAUAUGUGCUAAUUUAAGUGCAUCUGAAUUGAAAAAAAUAAAAAUCACAGUAGAAAGUCUACAUACGGAAAAACAAAAAAUGGAAAAACAAACCACGAAAAAACCUAUAGGCAAAGGCAAAGGAAAAAUUAACCUUAAAAUGGAUCAUACAGAUAUCACGGAAGUAGUUGACUACAAGUACGAUUACGAUUAUGAUGAUUUUAUGUAAUAUCUCCACACAAUCACACGUCGUACCAUUUGCGUCGUCGUCGCAUCGUCUAGGUCAACAAAUAUAUAAAUACAUAAAAUUUAUAAAUUUAUAUAAAUCUAUAUAAAUAUUAUUUUUCUUCUUUUUUUUUAAUUACUGUCAUAAUAAUUAAUUUGUGAAUUUAUUUUAAAUAUUUUUAUCAUAAGUUUUUAAGUUUUUAUUUUUCUUUCUUCUCUGAAAAAAUGUUAAUUUUAUUUGUUCUUCUAAAAAGAAAAGAAAAAACACACAUACACACAAAUUGUUUUUGUUACUUGGGAUAUAAAUAAUAAUGUUUUUAAGCUUUGUUUAUUUUGUUUUAAAUAUUUUCUUCCAAACGUUUUUCAAGUUGUUAAAUAAUUUUAUGGAAUGAAAACAAAACAAAACAAAAAAAAUCUACAAAAAGCGCAAAAAAGAAAUAAUAAAAAAAAAAUUGUUAUUAAAUUAUUAUUAUUAAUCAAGGGGAAAAAAGAACAACCGUAUUUGCAGUCAUACAUCUAUGUAUUUUUAUAGUUCCAAAACAGGUACGGAUUGAACAUAUUAUUAUUAUUAUAAUGAAACAAAAAAACAAAAACCUUAAGGAAACGCCUACAACAAAAACAAAAUACAAAAUAGAAAAACUAAACAAAAAAUUAAAAUAUGAAUUUUUAAUGUAAAAUUAAAGAAGAGAGUCCGAGAGAAAGAAAGAGAGAAAAAAUAAACAAACAAAAAAAUAGAAUAAAAUAAAAUAAAAACGGAAACAAAUUUAAAAUAAAACAAAUUUGCAAUAGUAAAAUAA